AGCAGAUGUCGCCUCAUGCUUAUGGCCUGUUCUUCAAUCCUCUGCUUCCCGGUCGAUGCCAUGAUUCCUUAGUCUGGGCAUUUCUCUGCUUUGUUUUUAGCCGAUCCGGAUCUCUUCGGAUAGGCUCCCGCUCCAAGUCAACAUGGGCGUCAAAGAGUUGUCCACAUGGGUGCUCGGCAACAAGACUCUGAGGGAGAAGGCUCUCAAGAGGGUCACCGAUGCCCUCGAGACAGCCAUGCCGCUUGUCAAGACCAUCCAAGCCGGUUAUCACCUCCUCGAAGCCGGAGAUGCAGUCCACAACGUGAACUCGGCUGCUGAGACCUUGAACCACUUCAUCCCCGCCAUGCAAGUCAUGGGCCAAUCUAUCUGCGACAGCGCAAAGAUAUUUACAUAUUUCAAUAUGGCCGCCAUCACUGUUGGAAUCGGCGCCAAUAUAGUCCCGACCUACCAGGGAGUCCAAGUCCUCCAAAUUAUAGCCGCCAGGCUCAAAGACAUCUCAACAAGUCUUGCCGCUCAAACCGCUCUCAUCGCACAAAAAGAAUUUCCCCAGUAUGUGUACGAAAUGAUCCGAGAGCGACUCGGACAAACUUCCGACGACACGACCUGCGAACAUUUGUUUUUCCUGUAUCAUCCGGAUGACGACUGGUAUCCCAAGUUUUACCACCUUCUCGAAAAGAAUCCACCAGGCCCCCGAUUUUGUGGGUAUACCAACCAGAUCGACACCGUCUUCCUUUUUAUGCUGGCAACAAGAAGACGCAUUCAAGAAAAAGGGCGUCGGGCAGAAGAAAAAGGCAGACAAAAAAAGCCGGUAAAGCUGCAUCUUAUCAUCCCGGCAUACCAACCGAUCCUCAUCCUCGAAGCGCUCAAGAUCCCGGAGGAAAUUGGCGACUUUAUCAUGGAGGGGCGAGUCAACAGUAACACAGAGUUCGUCUGGCUGAACUUGCCCGAGGAGCAGAGACACUAUGUCGUGGGCAUCGGGCAGUGGGUUCCUCCCACUCUUGGGUGGUGGGACUGGAGCAUGACCAAGGUUGGCAUGGCUGAGAAGCCGCCUGUAUUAAGUGCACCGAGAGUCUUGGGGACUAGCCAGAAACGUGACGAAGAUGAAGAACGAGUCGAUUUGAACAGCGAAGACAGUGAUGGUGGUAUUGCUGACGAUGCCACCUUGGUUAGCGAAGGUGGUUUUGCUGGUGCUCUGGGACCAGAUGCGGAAACAGCUCGACACGAUGCCACGCCAGUUCACCACCGUCGCCGACGGAAGAUCAAAAAGCGUCCACGUAAGGAUGAGGCUGAAAAUAAAUCAAGAAUUCGUCGUGGGAGUGAUUCGGCUUCGGUCAAUCCCUGGGCGGGAUCAUAGGCCGGUUGAAGUUGAUCCAGAUCCGCUCCGACAUUAUGAACUCCGGAGUUGCUGAUCAUGAUAUUAUGCAUGGGUUUAGGGGUAAAUAAGAAUGAAAUGACUGCCAAAGGCAACACUGGGCGUUAGGCGUGGAUCCGUACAAAGAUUGUUAUAGAAGUGCGGUAAAGACAU
Ilyonectria robusta is the source of this 1525-nucleotide messenger RNA. RefSeq lists its product as uncharacterized. The record is from RefSeq and is a predicted model, not a curated record. Lineage: Eukaryota; Fungi; Ascomycota; Sordariomycetes; Hypocreales; Nectriaceae. The transcript has a single exon. Bases 143 to 1354 code for a protein of 403 amino acids.